AUGUCCCUCACCGCACAAUCAUAUGGACAUUGGAUAAGAAUAUGGUCAGAAUCUUCCGAUUGGUUAAUGCAGGCACGACAUAAAGUCGAUCAUGAAAACGAAUGGGCAACAGCAACAGCGACUGGCGGCGGUGGAUCAGGUGUCGAGGUGGCUGUUCGGUGGUUGAACAGGAGGAACACCAAUAGUGCUUGGCUGAUCGAAGGAGGCAGAAAGAGAGGGGUGGCAGCAAAGCCGUUGCCGGCAGUUUGUGGCAGCGAGGCUGCUCCGGCGACUCUUGGUUGUCCCUUCUUUGGUCCGACAGCAAAAGCAAAAGGGGAGGGAGAAACUAGCAGCAACUGUGACGACUUCAGGGGUGGGGUGAUUUUUGUUGUUUCAAUCGACAGGGAAUGAGUAAGGAAAAGAACCAAAAGAAGAGGUUGAUGCCUCUUGUUGUUUCUUGGCAGCCACGGUCAAAGAAGAAAGAAAGAAGAAGAAUAAGAGUGUUUGAUAGGGAUUGAGUGUGUUUUUGUAUAACACGAUUAUGUGUAAUUUUGGGUAAGAUGAAGUGUAUAAGAAACAUACUUGUCAAUCCCAUUUAUUGUUGUACUUUGAGGUAAAAUUAGAA
Molecule: messenger RNA, 604 nt
Organism: Lactuca virosa
Lineage: Eukaryota; Viridiplantae; Streptophyta; Magnoliopsida; Asterales; Asteraceae
Source: the annotation of a GenBank genome assembly